Messenger RNA from Setaria italica (foxtail millet), 2060 nucleotides. RefSeq lists its product as uncharacterized. NCBI's taxonomy places the organism in Eukaryota, Viridiplantae, Streptophyta, Magnoliopsida, Poales, Poaceae. Gene Ontology annotation, cellular component: membrane. The record is from RefSeq and is a predicted model, not a curated record. The coding region runs from base 421 to 1653 and encodes 410 amino acids. The transcript has 2 exons. Gene Ontology annotation, molecular function: glycosyltransferase activity.
UCCCUCCCUCCCUGCCUCGUCGGCGACCUCAUCGAGAAAUCUCGCUCGCGGCCGCGGGGGGGUCUCCCUCCGAUAAAUAGCAGACACGCUCCCCGCCCCCGACCCGCGUCGCUCACUCCCUCCCCGUCUCCACCACCCGACAGCGACCUCCCUUUCUCCUUAGCCGCUAAGCAUCAUCUCCCCCCCUUCCACCACCUCCUCCCCCCGCGUGCCCAGCUGCGCGCGCGGCUCGUCGCCGGCGUCCUCGCCCCGGCACCACCGGCACAGGAGGCGCCUUCCGCCGAGGGGCCCAGCCAGCGGCACUCGAUCCCAUCUCCGCGCGGGGGCACCAGGAAGGAGAUCGGGCCUCCGAUCCCGGCGUCGCGAGGGCCCGAUCUCGCCCGAUCCCCCCCGCUUCCAUCCUUGGCUCCCUGACCCGAGAUGUGGGGCGGGGACUCCAAGCAGACGCUCAAGUCCCGCGGCGGCAUCACGGGCGGCGCCGCCACAGGCGGGAUGGGCGACGAGGAGUCCGACUACUUCCCGCCGACCCCGCGCAAGGACUGGUCCACCGGCCUCCUCAAGCUCGUGACGGCCACGGUCAUCUUCAUGGGCGGGGUGGUCCUCGGCCUCUCCGUCAGCGGCAGCGUCGCGCGGUACUACUACAACGCCUCCCACGCCGAGCUCUUCUUCCCGGCCACCACCUACGGCUGCGACCCGCGGGACCGGGACUGCGGCCUCGGCCUCGCCUUCAAGGCCUUCGUCCACCCGCCGCGGCUCGCGCACUCCAUGACCGACGACGAGCUCUUCUGGCGGGCGUCGCUCGUGCCGAGGGCCGAGGACUUCCCGUUCCAGCGGGUGCCCAAGGUCGCCUUCCUCUUCAUGACGCGCGGGCCCAUCCCGUUCGCGCCCCUCUGGGACAAGUUCUUCCGCGGGCACCAGGGGCUCUACUCCGUCUACGUCCACACCGUGCCGGACUACAAGCUCAACGUAUCCAAGAACUCGGCCUUCUACGGCAGGCAGAUCCCCAGCGAGGAGGUGUCCUGGGGAUCAAUAACUCUUGUGGAUGCUGAGAAGCGCCUGCUGGCCAAUGCCUUGUUGGAUUUCUCGAAUGAGCGGUUUGUGCUGCUCUCGGAGAGCUGCAUUCCUGUCUUCAACUUCCCAACAGUCUACGAGUACCUCAUUAACUCGGCACACAGUUUUGUUGAGUCCUACAACAUCGACACCCCUCAAUGUGCUGGCCGGUACAACCGGCGCAUGGCACCUCACAUCAUGGCGGAUCAAUGGAGAAAAGGGUCAGAGUGGUUUGAACUUAACCGGGAACUGGCUGUCCAGAUAGUAGCAGACUACAAGUACUACUCAAUCUUCAGAAAGCAUUGCAGGCCAUCCUGUUACCCAGAUGAGCAUUACAUACCAACUUAUCUUCAUUUGUUCCAUGGACCCCUCAACGCCAACAGGACCAUCACAUGGGUUGAUUGGUCAAGAGGAGGCCCGCAUCCAGCAAGUUAUGGUGCUGCAGACAUCACAGAAGAGUUCAUCCAGACCAUCAGGAAUAAUGGUACGCAGUGCUUUUAUAACUCGAAGCCCACCUCUGUCUGCUACCUCUUUGCGAGGAAGUUUGCUCCGAAUGCUUUGGGUCGGCUGAUGAACCUCACCUCGACUGUGUUGGACUUUUGAGUCAUUCACCGUGGCGUGGUCGUCAGCAUUAAUGCUAUUGAGGAGGUAUCUAUUGAUGCGCAUCAUGGUCAGGAACUAGAGCUACUCUACGCUAGUAGGCUGGAGCCGGCUACAUGUCUCACUAUAGAUGGAUGAGCAGAGAUGGCUUUUGAUCCGUGUGUCUCUUGCGGAUGAUGCUGUGUGGGACAGUGAAAUUUGGUUCACUUAUCCUGAAGCUGAUCCCCGAGUGAUAGACAAAUGGCACGGCCAACGGAGAGGACAUUUCUUUCACCUCCCAUUCUUUUUAAUAUAUCAUAGUCAUAUGAUAGAGGAUCCUUUUCUUUUCUUCUUCCCCCCUAUCUACUGUAAUGACUUGGUCAGAUACUAAUUUCUGUGAAUAUAACUUAUCGAUCAUUGCUUUACUUCAA